AUGGACAGGAUAACAGUCGUCCUAGUCGGAGGAGGCACCAUCGCCCCCCUCCACGCCCAAUAUCUCCUCUCCUCUGCUUCCUGCACAUUAUCAGCCAUCGUCGAUCCCUAUCUUCCAGGCCGCCAACUCGCAUCCCAACUCUCCAUCCCCCAUUUCGACUCCAUUGCAGAUCUCCUAUCAUCCCACACACUCAAACCAGACGCAUUCAUCGUCUGCGUCCCGUCCAGCUUGCACGUGGCUGUCAGCAGCGAGAUCAUCACCGCCGCCACGCCAAAAGCAAUUAUCGUCGAGAAGCCUCUAUCCACGGACUCGGUGUCUGGCGCGGAUCUGCUAUCUCUGGCGGAGAGGUAUUCCUGUAAGAUUCUCGUUGGCCAUCAUCGUCGCUUUCACCCGUCGUUGGCGUCUGCGAAGAGUGUGCUCGAGACUGGCAGGAUUGGAACCAUCACUGCUGUAUCUGGAUUAUGGACGACCAAGAAGAAUGACGGCUACUUUACCGCUGCAGGUAGCGAAUGGCGCUGCUCACGCUCCAGCGGGGGAGGGCCGAUCUGGACAAACUUCGUGCACGAUGUCGACGUGUUGCAUUUUCUGACUGGGUCGAGAAUAGUGCGUGUCUGGGCGACUGCGACUGUUGACAGAAGGACACACGAGAAUAUCAAACAAUCAGAUCAGGUCGAAGAAGGCGCGGCAAUAAUGCUGCAAUUUGCGAAUAGCAUCGUGGGAACGUUCAUCGUGAGCGACAACGUCGGCAGUCCGUAUGGCUGGGAAUCAGCGACGGGUGAUAACCCACUAUACCCCCCGGCUGAUAUCCCCGUCGACUCGUAUCGUGUUUUUGGGACAUUGGGGACGAUGAGUAUUCCUGAUGGAACUUUGUGGACAUAUGACUCUGUUGAGGCGGAAAGACGGGGGCUGGAGGUUGGAUGGAAUAUUCCUAUGAAGAGGGAGAAGGUGGAGGUGGAUGAGGGGAUUCCGUUUCAGCAGCAGACGGAGCAUCUAGGGAGGGUUGUGAGGGGAUUAGAAGAGCCGUUGUGUUCUGGGGAGGAUGGAUUGGCUGCUAUUAAAGUGUGUGAGGCUAUUGCGAAGGCGUUGGAAGAGGAGAAUACUUCUGCUGUUGAUAUAUAAUCUUUUACACUGAACUUGAAGCUAUUCACUG
Aspergillus wentii DTO 134E9 is the source of this 1150-nucleotide messenger RNA. Its product is annotated as Gfo/Idh/MocA family protein. The transcript has a single exon. The record is from RefSeq and is a predicted model, not a curated record. The coding region runs from base 1 to 1119 and encodes 372 amino acids. NCBI's taxonomy places the organism in Eukaryota, Fungi, Ascomycota, Eurotiomycetes, Eurotiales, Aspergillaceae. Gene Ontology annotation, molecular function: nucleotide binding.